Molecule: messenger RNA, 3346 nt
Organism: Theobroma umbraticum
Lineage: Eukaryota; Viridiplantae; Streptophyta; Magnoliopsida; Malvales; Malvaceae
Product: arginine-glutamic acid dipeptide repeat protein
Cellular component (GO): nucleus
Molecular function (GO): transcription corepressor activity
Source: RefSeq, a predicted model, not a curated record
UCUCUCUUAACAGCAAAACUAAAGAGAAUUUCUUUGCUUCCUUUUUCUUAUUUUUAUUCUUUCUCUCUCUCUCUCUAUCUGCCAAGUCCUCAAGAAUUCAACUUUCGUAUUCAUGAAAGCUAAGCUCCCUCCUACAAGGUUGGCUUUGGCACGUGGGUUUUAACGUUCAACUUCUUCUAUGGAGAUGGAUACUACUCAUUUGGAUAAUGAUAUGGAGGGCAUUGAAGAUGAAUCUGCUGAACAAUUACUUGCUUCAUGUUCCUUUUUGGAUAAAAUUUUUGGAGAUCUGCAGAUGCUUCCUCGUGUUGGAGAUGAAUACCAAGCAAAAAUUCCACCUCUAGUUGGAGAAUGUCAUAGUUUACAGGUUAUAAAUAAACCAAUUGACUCAGAAGUGAUAAUCAGUGUGCCAAGCCCUUUUCCAUUGGGAUUGCCUAUCCCUCUUAUCUGGACAAGGACUGAAGUUGAAAGCACAGAUGGUGCAUUUGAAUUUGAAAACAGUGAAGAGAGCCAAAUUACAUCAAGCCAUGGAUGUAAAGAAUAUAAAGUUCAAGCUCUAGAUUCUGCGUUGGGUGAUGGGAAAGACAUGAGAGGAUGUUCAAAGCAUCAAACUACAAAUGGAACUGAACAGAUGGAUGUUUAUUUACACUUCCCACAGGAGCCAAAAUCUAAGCUGAAUCAGGUGGAUAGAGGUCCCUAUCCUCUUCCAGGCUCUUCAGGUGAAGUAUGGAAGGAUAUCGAGCAUGACAGUUUUCUUCUUGGGCUAUACAUCUUUGGGAAAAAUCUUAUUCUUGUGAACAAUUUUGUUAAGAGUAAAGGGAUGGGAGAGAUAUUGUCUUUCUAUUAUGGAAAAUUUUACAGGUCUGAUGGAUAUCGUAGAUGGUCAGAAUGCCGAAAAUUAAGAGGCAGACGGGGCAUUCAUGGACAAAAGCUGUUCACAGGAUGGAGGCAACAGGAAUUACUAUCACGAUUAUUUUCUCAUCUAUCAAAAGAUUGUCAAGAUAUGCUGCUUAAGGUUUCUAAGACAUUUGGUGAGGGAAAAAUUUCCUUUGAGGAAUACGUUUUCACCAUAAAGAAUGCAGUUGGCAUUCAUACGCUCAUAGAAGCUAUAGGUAUUGGCAAAGGAAAGCAAGACCUCACUGGCAAUGCCAUGGAGCCAGUAAAAGCCAAUCAUGUAGCUUCUGUUCGUCCUGAAAUACCAGUUGGCAAAGCAUGUUCUGCUCUUACAUCAGCAGAUAUUAUCAAGUUUCUAACAGGAGGUUUUAGGUUGAGCAAAGCUAGAUCGAGUGAUCUUUUCUGGGAAGCUGUUUGGCCUCGCCUUUUAGCAAGAGGUUGGCACUCUGAACAGUCAAAGGAUCACGUUUUUUCCGGUUCAAAGAACUCUCUAGUGUUUCUUAUACCUGGGGUUAAGAAGUUUUCAAGGAGGAGACUAGUGAAAGGGAACCACUAUUUUGAUUCUGUUACCGAUGUUCUUAGUAAAGUUGCAUCUGAACCAUGGCUCCUUGAGCUUGAAAUUGAAGUGACUAAGGGCAGCCGAGAGAAAGAAGAAAAUAAGUGGGACCCAGUAAUAAAACAAGAUCCUGGUUUUAUGUCAAAUAAAUGUAAUGGUUACCUCAAGCCACGAAAUUCUGGCUGCAAUCGAGAUCUAAUGAAGUUUACAAUUGUAGAUACUAGUCUGGUUGAAGGUGGGGAACGAUCCAAGGUUAGAGAGCUGAGAAGCUUACCUCUUGAAGCUACUAGGUUAUCCACCCCCUCUAGUAUUUCUAGUGAUUAUGAGGAUACAUCUAGUGACUCAGAAGAUGAAGCAGAAGAAACUAGCACCUCCAUGGCUGCAGAGGCGAUGGCUGAUAGGGGACAAUCUGUGGACUUAUCAGAUUGUGUAAAUAGUAGCUCAAAUAUUGGCAUUCGUCACACCUCUGAUACCACCAUUAUAUCAGUGGAAAACUAUGAAAGCCACAACACAAGUCUGCUUGAUGAAGAGGAACAAAAGGUUAUGAAAUAUUUGGCUCCUGUUACUAAACAGCGGGGUUCAACAGAUUGCAUCCAUGAAGAAUCAAUCUGUAGUGUUGGAAACAUUUCUGCUGACAGGAUUUUAAACGGAGACAAUUCCCUUUGUAGGUCAAACUCACCUGAUGCUUGUGAAGAUAUGGUUUUUCAAACGGGAUCCCAAAACUUGUCACCUGCCAGUUCUUUGGCUAAAGGCAGUCCAGAUGAGAGAAAGGAAGGCACUGUCACGGACAACUGCCUGCAUAGAGAUGAAUCUCCAACGAAAACUCAGUCCCAUAUAUUGAUAGACUUAAAUGUUCCUCAAGUUUCAAUAGAUAUGGAAACUGAUGAACCCUUUCUUAUGGAGACAAUGCAAAAUAGUGACAAUUCCUGUGCACAUAUGUCAUUCAUUCAGUCUGAAACAACAGUGCAGCCUGAGCCAUUGAAGCUUCCUGAUAAAGAUGCAGAGGUCAACCAGCAGCCUAUAAUGCACAACCGGAGACAGAGUACUAGGAACCGACCAUUGACCACAAAAGCAUUAGAAGCUCUUGAAUGUGGGUUCUUCAGUCCGAAGAGAAAGAGAAGGGCCGUAGAGGCUCCACAGAAUAACUCACGAAGAGUUCGUGCGAGGCCUGCUGUUAGUGCCAUUUUUAGAAAUGGUGCUACUAAUCCCAACAUAGAGGAGAAUAAGGAUGGGUUCUGCAGUACCAAAAAAUAGCCAGUCAGUUUCAAAAUUUGAAUCUGUUACAUGGAGAAAUGAGUGGGCUAAUUGCUAAGCUGUUCCCGAAACCACCUCCCAUGUCCUGCAAAGCCUUGUGCUUUGGGUGGUAUUGAUUUUCUAGUCAAUAAUCGGGAGACCAAAUAUUUCCUUUAUCAUACUUGGAAAACACAACACUCCAUUCACCCAACUAGUUGCAGAUUCCUGACCAAUGUCUGGUGAAAAAUUAAAAGUAUCACACAUGUUCAUCUUACAUAAGUUAGAUGAAACAGAUAGUCUGAUGCGGCGUUAUGAUCUCAGAAAGGAGAGGCGGGGCUACAAUUCCUUCGACUGGAGUAGCCUUUCCUCAGUGUAGGAGCAACUGACACAGUUGGUUCUUACUGUCUUCUACAUAAUUGACUUGCAAAGGUUAUACCUUAUUGGGGUUUUACUGCUGAAUGAUUCUAAUGCCAAUCUUUGAUCUCGAUGCACAUAACAGUAAUUUUUCCAGUUACUUUUAUCUCUUUCUAUAUAAACGUGUUGUCCUGAAAAAGUGUAUAGAGCAAAAGAAUGGUUUACCUUUAUAAGAUUUUGCAAUUUAACAGAGCUUGUCUUAUUGUUUUAUUUAUUUAUGUAUUUAUGAAAAGCAUAUAAAAGAAUGUCAUA